GUCCUCUAUCAGAAUUCACAAUGACUAUUAAUAAUCUACAGAACGGGAAGAAUUUCACAGUACAGAUGUCCUGUCUGGCUAAAAUGGAAAGAUUGAUUGUGGCUAUGCAAGAUCCAGAUAUUGGAAUUAAACUGAGGAACCAGCGGUUGCUGAUUACAGUUAUUCCUCAUGCAAUGACAGGGAAUGACAUAAUUGAAUGGCUGAUUCAGAAGUUAUCCAUUUCUGAAGAAGAAUCUGUGCACCUAGGCAAUUUCCUUGUUAAAUAUGGUUACAUCUAUCCAUUGAAAGAGCCAAGGAAUCUUGUGCUUCGAGCAGAUGAUUCCCCUUACAGAUUUCAGACACCGUAUUUUUGGACCACAAAUAAAUGGCCGGCAUCAGAGCUGGACUAUGCAAUUUAUCUGGCAAAGAAAAUUAUUAGAAAACAAGGAGAUUUGGUUGACCAUGAAAAGGAUAAUUAUAAUCAGCUUCACAAACGGAUUAAUCAUACCUGGGACUUUGUGGUGAUGCAAGCAAGGGAACAAAUAAGGGCAGCUAAGCAAAGAAGAAAAGGUGACCGGAUUGUUAUAGAAUGCCAAGAACAAGCCUACUGGUUGGUCAGCAAACCGUCGCCUGGCUGUUUAAAUGUUAUGGACCAUGGACCAGAACGGGGGCACUGUUAUACAGGAAGAAUCCAUCAUGUGAAGAACAUUGAUUUUUACAAAAGGGAGCUGGAUUUUUUGAAAAAAGCAAUGGGAAGAACACGAGUUAAGUCAUCAAUUUGCCUGGAAGGGUUUCUUAAAUUUAGUGAGCAGUAUCUCCCUCAUGAUCCAGUUAUGUCUGGGUGCCUGCCGAGCAAUCCAUGGAUCACAGAUGAUGCCACAUAUUGGACAAUGAAUUCGGCAAUGGUGCCAAUGCCAAGCAAACUUAGGAUAGAACGCUGGACAUUUAAUUUCACUGAGCUGCUUAACGACCAACGUGGAAGGAAAGAAUUUCUACAGUUUUUAGAGAAGGAGUUUAGUGCUGAGAACCUCUGUUUUUGGGAGGCAUGUGAGGAAUUACGUUAUGGAGAGCACUCAAAAGUGACAGCGACAGUAGAAUCUGUGUAUCAGCAGUUUUUGGCACCUGGGGCGUCACGUUGGGUAAACAUUGAUAGUAAGACAAUGGAGAAGACUUUACAAGGUAUUAAGAAUCCCCAUCGCUAUGUCUUAGAUGAUGCCCAAAUGCACAUCUACAUGUUAAUGAAAAAGGAUUCCUAUCCGAGAUAUUUAAAAUCCGAUAUGUAUAAGAAUCUACUUGGACAAGCGUUUUUUCCUCCAGAAACCAAGAAAAGUGUAUUUCCAUUUAUGAGAAGACAACGGCAUUCAAGUCCCAGCCCAGCUUUUUUCUUCCCUCAAGGAGAGCAGGAAACAAAGAUAGAUGGAGAUACCAAAACUACCCCAACUACUGUUCUAGAGGAAUGAAUAACUUUGGAUUCCAAAAGAUAUGCAAAGCAUCAGAUUUUCAGUCCAAAAGAAAGCCUAAAAAUAAAUAAACACAAAAAACAAGGAACCAAAAGAGUGCCGUUAUUUAGGAAAAUAUAUAAUUUAUAAGAUGAACACAUCAUUUCAGAUACAAUUCUAAGUUUGUUGUUUAUUGUACUAUCAAUAUUUUAUGUCAUGGUUAUACUAAAACCAUUUUUUUUAACAUAACCAGGGUGGAUUUGAUUUAAAUAACUAGUCAGUAAAACUUGAUUUAAAUUACGGUUUUCUACAUAAAGACUCUUUUUGCUGGUUGUUAUAUUCUUAAUAUUUACAACCAAAUGAAGGUUUCAUUAAAUUACUUUUUACAUUAGUUUUACAGUUAUAUCAGAAAACUACUGAUUUGGUUAGAUACCAUUAGAAAUAAAUAGAUAAUUAUGAAAUUAUUGCAAGGUGAACAAUCUCCAAAAGAUUUUGAGUGGCGCGUUAAUAGUUACGCGUGAAAAAAAAUGGGUUUAUCACGGCUGUUUGCGCGCGUCAUAUAUAGUGCUCGUAAACAACAAUGUGUUACAAGCCAAUGCUUAUAUAGUGAAAUACCAUUUGUGUUCACAUAUAGUAAGAGAAUAAAUGAAGUGUAAUUUCAUUGUUGUUUAUUAUUGUAUAUUUCACUGUUAUGAUGAUAUCCAAGGAUACUACUAAUUAUGUCACUUCCUGUUGCCGGGGUUAUAUGCUAUUUAAACACAUUGUUUUGUUCACUUCGUUUGGUCUGAGGAAGGGGACAGUUGACUCCCUGAAACGUCACUUUAUGCAAUAAAUCAUUGUUUGUUGAAAGUCCAA
Bombina bombina (fire-bellied toad) is the source of this 2273-nucleotide messenger RNA. RefSeq names its product regulator of G-protein signaling 11-like. NCBI's taxonomy places the organism in Eukaryota, Metazoa, Chordata, Amphibia, Anura, Bombinatoridae. The record is from RefSeq and is a predicted model, not a curated record. The transcript is spliced from 18 exons. Gene Ontology annotation, biological process: regulation of G protein-coupled receptor signaling pathway; G protein-coupled receptor signaling pathway; intracellular signal transduction. Bases 21 to 1439 code for a protein of 472 amino acids.